AAAAGGUGCUGCAGGAGGCCCGGGAUGUAGCUCAGUGGCUCAGCGCCAGCCUGGAAAAAUCUCAGGAUCCUGGGAGGCCCUGAGUUUGAUUCCAGGUAUAGGGGAGGGAGUAGGGGGAGGCAACAUGCUUUCUAAACUGGUUCCUGAAGGACAUAGAGGCAGCAGGCCAAGGAAGAGGAGCAAAGCCCAAGGGAACCAGAGAGCACCUGGGGUCCGCAGUCUGCUGGUCGGGCCCUGGGGGCAUUGAGAUCCAGAUGAAGGUUUGACCCUCUGUCUGGACAAUUAUGCAUAAGCACGUGUUUACAGGGAAUUUUGGCGUGUCCCUCGUCCCUCUGGCUUUGGGAAGCAGGCUCCUCCCUCCUCUCCCGGGGCGCCGGUCUGCGCCUGUUUCACUGCCUCCCGGGCACGCAGGUCUCCAAGCUUUAACUCUGGACUUUGCACCGUCACCGGAAAUCUAUUUGUUUAUCAGGGCCUCCAGCCGGACCAGCUGCCCGCUGAGGUCUGCCCUUUCUAGGGCCCUCUGAACCCCCUGCUGGGUCCCAGCUGGGCCGGCCCCCCUUUGGGUUGCUGUGGCGGGGGGCGCAGAAGCCGCUUUCGCUAGACAGCCUGCCCCGCCCGCCCCACGGCUUCCGCCCCGCCCUCGGCCUUCCCACCUGUUCAGGUGUUGCAGACCCAGCCGGAAGCCACCUCCGCACGCUGUGCACAGUUCCUGAAGGUGGGAGCAGAGGGCUCCUAACCUGUGCUGAGCACCUGAGGUCACCGCCCACCCCAGGACACCGCCAGUGAGCCCAGCCCUCGUCCUCAGGGAGCUGCCUUUCUGGACGCAUUCUUUGGGUCUGCCUAGCCUCUGGGGGUCUUCCUGGAGCCAGGACUCCUUUCUGGCAGACACUGAGGCCAAGGCUCACUGAUGUCAGGCUCCCUUCUGAGUGAGGCAAACCAGACCCGUGUAGGGCCCUCAGAGCUCCCCACAGCCUCAGCCAUGGCCCCUACACCAGGCACUGCGGGCCGGGCGUGGCCUGUGCUGGUCGGGGUUGUGCUGGGGGCUGUGGUCCUCUCUGUCAUCAUUGCACUUGCUGCCAAAUGUCACCUCUGCCGCCAGUACCGCGCCAGCUUCCAGCACCGCCAACUGUCUAGGACUGGGAGUGUGAGCCACCCCGAGAUGGGUGAAGAGGAUGAUGAUGGCUUCAUCGAGGAUAACUACAUUCAGCCUGGGGCCGGGGAGCUGGAGACAGAGCGCAGCGGGGAUCACUUCCCACUCUGAGGCCUAAUCGUCGGACACUUGCCUUUCCCUCCAUGCCUAACAGUAUAAGGACAGAGGAUGCCAUGCUUGAACCUCAAACCUCAGGGACAAAGGUGGCUGGGGCUUAAAGGCAGACCAGGGCAGAGCCAUCCCCCAUUCCUGACGCUAGCGACCAAAGAGAGCAUGACUUGCUGAUUCCUGAUGCUCAGUGGCUCCCUCCUGUUCCCAGGAAAACCUAACAAUGAUAUGAAUAUGAGAAGAAAAGCCACCUGUGAUCACGUCUUUGUUGGCCUUCUAAGUUUCCUUCCUUUUUGCCUUUUUGUUGUUGUUUUUGGCCUUGACUUGCUGUUGUUUUCCCUCCCUCACCAUGCAUCACCUUGUUCUCCUUUCUUAGGCUGCCUUGUCCUUCACUCAACUCCCCUCUGCCAGUGAUGAAAACUGUCCAUGGUCCCCAUGGCCUGCUUACCUGCAGGUCUUUAUAUGUGCCUGGGUGACAGGAAGAAAUCGGUGCCAAGUUUCUUGAAAUUACUUCUUAUGAAUAAAGUCUGUGAUCUAGU
Octodon degus (degu) is the source of this 1797-nucleotide messenger RNA. It is a transcript of the gene CUNH1orf210, whose product is annotated as chromosome unknown C1orf210 homolog. NCBI's taxonomy places the organism in Eukaryota, Metazoa, Chordata, Mammalia, Rodentia, Octodontidae. The transcript is spliced from 4 exons. Bases 908 to 1261 code for a protein of 117 amino acids. The record is from RefSeq and is a predicted model, not a curated record.